AUGUCGACGAGCUUGGCAAGUGAAGCAGCUCAUGUCGAGCGAGGGGCUGGGGAGCUGCUACGACAGCAAGACAUGGCGCGCUCAACAUGCCUCAAGGCCAACAAGCAGAUCAACCUCAUCCUGGUAGAGAAGAACAAGGCGGACGAGAUCGAGGUAGACAGGAGGACGAUCGGGAUAGACCUGCACGAGUGGAAGCCUGAGGACGCUGACGGGCUGACGUUUGACGUGAUGGACUUCGGGGGGCAGCAGAUCUACGCCAAGGCGAACCAGUACUUAGACGUACAAGAGAAGUGCAGAGGAAGGCGAGGAGAGUAUGGAGGAGCUGAAGAAGAUGAUCCCUACAUGGCUGCGAGCUACACAAGCGCGAGUGCCGGACAGCACAUCGAUGGGGUCAAGGAGCUGUCGCAAUCUGUGUGCAAGACCGCGAAAGAGCUGACCGAAUCCUGUCACAGUGCCAACAACUACCGCGGGGCUGUUCGACAACGCUCUCUCCGCAUGGAUCAGGAUAUUUUCAAUGCCAAGUUCUUUCGUCCGCAGAAACCUUAA
Molecule: messenger RNA, 546 nt
Organism: Guillardia theta CCMP2712
Lineage: Eukaryota; Cryptophyceae; Pyrenomonadales; Geminigeraceae
Exons: 4
Coding region: 1-546 (181 amino acids)
Source: RefSeq, a predicted model, not a curated record